This is a messenger RNA of Pipistrellus nathusii (Nathusius's pipistrelle), 336 nucleotides long. Lineage: Eukaryota; Metazoa; Chordata; Mammalia; Chiroptera; Vespertilionidae. The record is from the annotation of a GenBank genome assembly.
AUGGCGGACUGGACUCGCGCUCCGAGCUCCGGGGCCGUGGAGGAGAUUCUAGACCACGAGAACAUGCGGAUGGCUGACAGCCUGGCCUCCAAGGUCACCCGGCUUAAAGCGCUGGCCCUGGACAUUGAUAGGGACACGGAGGACCAGAACCGGUACCUGGAUGGCAUGGGCUCGGACUUUAUGAGCACAACAGGCCUGCUCACGGGCAGCGUGAAGCGCUUCUCCAUGAUGGCGCGGUCUGGGCGAGACAACCGGAAGCUGCUGUGUGGCGUGGCAGGGGGCCUGAUCGUGGUCUUCUUCAUCCUCUCCUACCUCCUGUCCAGAGCAAGGACGUGA